Molecule: messenger RNA, 288 nt
Organism: Suillus bovinus
Lineage: Eukaryota; Fungi; Basidiomycota; Agaricomycetes; Boletales; Suillaceae
Exons: 3
Biological process (GO): cellular hyperosmotic response
Molecular function (GO): protein histidine kinase activity
Source: RefSeq, a predicted model, not a curated record
CUCAAGGCUCAGGUCCAAGAUGUCGCUCGUGUGUGCAAUGCUAUGGCCAGAGGUGACUUAUCCCAGAAAAUUACGGUUCCUGUGCAGGAUCUUGCUCAUGCAUAUCAUUACCAUGUCGAUAAAUUGGGACCGUUUGCCAAAGAGGUCACUCGUGUCAGUCAAGAAGUCAGUACAGAAGGUAAACUCGGUGGACAGGCUCUCGUGUUGGAUGUCAAAGGUACUUGGCGGGAAUUGACUGGUGUCGUCAAUAAAUUAGCUGCCAAUUUGACCAGUCAAGUCCGAAGUAUC